Messenger RNA from Helianthus annuus (common sunflower), 2599 nucleotides. RefSeq lists its product as uncharacterized. The record is from RefSeq and is a predicted model, not a curated record. Lineage: Eukaryota; Viridiplantae; Streptophyta; Magnoliopsida; Asterales; Asteraceae. The coding region runs from base 1459 to 2256 and encodes 265 amino acids. The transcript is spliced from 4 exons.
UUGACUGGUAGCAGAGAUGAAUCAGAUGACAUUUGACAAGGAGAGUUCAAUGGCAAAUACCAUGAAGCAUGAGCAAACUAUUGACAUUCCGGACGCUUCUAUGGCUUCCCGUUCAGAUCUACUUGGAAAUAGAGAAGAGUACCUAAACUUGGUUGUCCCAUUAUAUCAAGCAUCACUUAGUGGUGACUGGGAAACGGCAAAGAUCAUCUUUGAUGAACGCCGAGAUUUGGUGCAGUAUGAUGUCAUGGAGAAUCUUGGCACAGCGUUACAUGUGGCAGCCACAUCGGAAGAGACCAAGCAGACCUUAAAUUUUGUGAAGAAUCUAGUAAAUAUGAUGACAAGGGAAGAGCUGGAACUCAAAAAUAAGCUUGGCAACACUGCUUUUUACGUAGCAUGUGUCUUUGGGAACACGAAAAUGGCUAAGAUUAUGAUGGAAAAGAAUAACGCCCUGUCAACCAUCCGUGGUUCUCAUGAAUAUUUGCCAUCGUCCGCCAGUGCUUUAGCCGGGAAACAGUGGCGAAGCUUGACCCGAAUGACCGGGGGGUCGAAAACGUAUAUACCAAAAAAAUUCUAUAGAACCGGGGGGUCGAAAACGUAUACACCCAAAAAUUUCUAUACAAAAACUACAUAUAUAACACUACUAAGCGAAAAGUUCGGGGGGUCGGGCGCCCCUCCCCGCCCCUUUUAUCCUUCGCCAAUGCCGGGAAAUACAGCUCAGUGAAGUAUCUUUAUGAUCAUUCUCAGAAAAUGACGGGCGAUCAUUGGACAUAUGAUGAUCUGCAAUUUACACUACGGCAUUGUGCAGAGAGUGGCUUCUUUGAUAUUGCCUUCCAAAUCGUGGAGGACCAUCCAGAACUUGAUCUGGAUGUCAGGACUUUUCUUGGAAUUUUGGCUCAGAAGCCUGAAGGAUUUGAUAGAGUAGAAAAGAGUUUAAGCACGAGAAUCAUAGAAUCAAGUAAGCAUUAAUUAUGUUUCUAGAUAGACGUAGUACGUCUCUCAUUUAUAGUACUCAGGUUUUUCUUUAAUGUGGAGUAUUAGUUGUUCCUUGUUUUGCAUGUGUCUUCAGCAUUUGGAUUUUUUCGUAUGAAACUACAUGAAUCUGCGGCUGAAGAAGAUACCUAUGCACUGAAAUUACUAGAAACCAUUUGGGGACAUGCUACGAGAACAAUGAACCUUGAUGAUAUUGAGCUUAUGCUUAAAGGGCCUCCCACUUUCUGGAGUGAUGAACCGUCCUAUGAGUCUAGAAUAUUAUUUGUUGCUGCAGAAGCAGGCAACACUAGAUUUAUAGUUGAGUUGCUUCGAACCUAUCCUAAUCUCAUGCUUCAUAAAGAUGAUGAUGGACACACUAUAUUUCAUAUAGCUGUUAUGUACCGUCAUCUAGGUAUCUAAAACCUAUUGUAUGAGGUCGGCGACUACAGGAACGAAAUAUGCGUAUCUGAAGCUAAAUAUGAUAAUAAUAUGCUUCAUUUAGUCGCACGUUUGCCUAGGUCCAGUUCAAGGUUCAUGGCAGCUAAGAGAUCUGAAGCAUCUCUGCUGAUGCAACGACAAGUAUUGUGGUUCAAGGAAGUUUAUGACAUGCUGCCACCUUAUUUGAGGGAAGCGACGAACCGUGGUGAUGAAACACCAUUUGGAAUAUUCUGUCAACAAAAUGAAAAACAAGUAUCAAGUGGAUUGCAAUGGAUGAAAGACUGCAUGGUUGUUGCCACACUUAUCAUCACCGUUGCAUUUGCAGUAGCCUUUACGGUUCCAGGUGGCUACAACCAAGACCAUGGACUUCCUCUUUUCAUUCAUCGGCGUGACUUCCUAGUUUUUGUUAUAGCAGACGCCAUUUCUUUGUUCUCUUCCUCAACCUCACUCCUAGUGUUCUUGUCAAUCCUCACAUCUGGUUACGAACAACUUGAUUUCCUUUUUUCAUUACCCAGAAAGCUAUUGGCAGGUCUACUAUCACUUUUCAUCUCCGUAGCAGCAAUGAUGGUAACUUUUAGUGCAAGUUUCUUUGUGAUGUACCAUCAGGGGUUGAAAUGGGUUCCAAUCCUUAUUGCUGCAUUUGCUACCAUACCCGUCCUCGUGUUUGCAAUAAUGCAGUUUCAUAUUUUGGUGGAUAUGUUUCGCUCUUUGUAUGAUCCUCGAUAUCUCUUUAAUCCCAAGAAACGUAUGCUUUACCCCAUAAAACAGAGGUUACCGUCUAAUAACUCUCCUUGGUGGCGGUUCCAGUAUAAAAGCGUCAUUAAAAGUAUAUUUUCCAAACGAUGUUGAUGUUGGAGAUAAUUCUGAAAACGAAGAGUUGGGGAGAAGUAAAGAUAAUCAGGAAAACACAAAAGAUAAAGGAAGUUUGAGAUGUUUAGUAGAGAUAACUGAGUUGUGUUUAUUUUUAUUUAGAAGUUAGAGAUUUGAGUCUAAGUGGGUUUCCUAUUGUUCAAGCUUGUUUAGUAUAAAUAAAGAGGUAGGACUAUGUAUUUUGGUGUGGUUUUUCCUUCUGUAUAAAACAAAAGAGUCGUGGGAGUUUCCACAAAAAUUAUCGUUGUAUUUUCGUGUGAUCCUGGCUAACAGCUGAUGUUGGAUUGAUUAAUCGUAUACCCAUAUCGUUUUAUAUAGCUUA